UUUUCUUAGGUUCUAAGAUACAAAUACAAAUACGGAAAAGUGGGAGGACAUAUUUGCAAACUCCAACGAUCUCCAUAAAUCCCAGCUCGCUGGCGCUCUUUCUGGGUUUAGGGUUUACUGGCAUAAAAGGCUAGCUGUUAAAACUCCAUUAUUACUUAUUUACUCUGCGGAAUUGGACUCGCCGAUGGCUACGCCACUGGACCCAAUCGUCGAUUCACUUCUGAGCAGUUUCCGGCAAGUACCUCCGGCAGCAAUUCCGGCGAUGCUGGACUGUAUAUUGGCUUCAACAAACGCUGCUCCUUCAUCAAUUUUCUCUACUCUCCUCAACGAGUUUCCCACUUUCAGCAAGGGUAUAGUAGAUGGGAGCAAACAUUUGGAUUUGGAGCAGCGUAACUGUGUUGUUUCGUUUGUUAGUGCAAUUUGUCACCUUCUGAAGAAGUCAGGAGCUGAGACUAGAUAUAUGCAGUUAUUGAUUUGGAAAAUAUUUCUUCCCCUAAUGAAGCUGGUUCAUUCCAUUGAUCGUGAAUUAUUUAACAAGGUUGCAGGCAUGACUUUCAGUGUUGUCUCUGACACAAACAGUUGGGGGGUUGUUGAAGUAACCAUUAUCCCAUUUUUGUUAAGAUUGGUCAGACUAUCUAUGACUGAGAUUCAAAGUGAAGAGUUAGAUGCUUAUAAAUGGUGCCUGACUUCUAAUUAUUCAGAAGACUGGCAUUUGGAGCCACAGUGCACACUAAAUUUAUGUUCGCAGUUAAGAGACAACGAGAUAUAUGACAAUCUUGUGCAAUGCAAUCCUAACUAUUUGCCGCUGCCUAUUUCUUGUCAUAUUUUAACCUUGAUACUAGAUGCUGCUCAGCAAAGUUUACAUACAGUGAGAUCAGUAUCUGGAUUGGACUCCGUAGACGGAUGCUGCACUGAUAUAUUUUCUGCAAAGUUGCUCUGGGAUCUUUGCAAUAUUACAAUUCAAAUGCUUUCACAAAGCUUGGAGCAUCGGUCUUCUGCAAUUACCUUUUUGCUGCCCUCCAUAUUCAGAGCACUUGAUUCUCAUUCUGCUUUUGAAGUCUCAAUUAAUGGACAGAACUAUGUACUUUCUCGGAGAAGUAUUUUAGAGAAACUAUGGAAGAGUUGCAAGACAAUGUUUUCUUUGGGGCCCCUGGAGAGAAGAGAUGCAUAUUCUAUACUUUCUCUGUACCUGUCUUUCUUUACUUAUACUGAUGAAUGCCAGUAUAUUUAUAUGAGUAGCACGGCAGAAGUGUUUGAUUUGAGAUCAGAGAAACAAUUCUGGGAUGAAAUGAAAAAAGGCUUGGUUGAUAAAGAGAGCUCAGUGAGGAAGCAAUCUUUAUAUAUACUGAAGAGAACCAUAAAUUUAGACGAGAAAAACCAGUAUCAAACCACUGUUAAGACCAUAGACGAGAGAAGUUUAGUCUAUCGUGGUAUGACUAAAAGGGAAAGGUGGGCUGAGGAGGAAGCUAAGUCCCUGGGAGUUGGAAUAAUUAGCAACAAAAGUGAUUUCCUUUCCAGUUGCUACCAGAAAUGGGAGGCAUUCUUUCUUCUUUAUGAAAUGCUCGAAGAGUAUGGCACUCACUUGGUCGAAGCAGCAUGGAGUCACCAGAUGACCUUGUUGCUUCAUUCCUCUUUGUCUCCAGAGAAUUCAGUAAAAACUAUCAAUGGAAAUGCGUGCCGAACUUGGAUGGACAGUUUAGAAGAAAUUUUUGAGUGGUUAGCUGUACUGUGGGAACGUGGUUUUUGUCAUGAUAAUCCUCAAGUUCGGUGCUUGGUCAUGCGGUCAUUUCUGUGUACAGAGUGGACAAAAUACAAUCACUGCGCAAAGUUGGUUCCACAAAAUUUCGUUACUGGUUCACUUGUAGAAGGACUGAAUGAUCCUGUGCACAACAAAGAUUUUGGUGUAAGAGGAGUUUACUCUACCUGGACAAUUGAAGCUGCUGCCCAAUUUUUUUCCCAGUACAGUAGUUAUCUAGAUGAAAGGAAUCGGGUUGCUUUUCUGAAUAGUUUGGCUUCCAUUGCUAAGAGGCAAUCUUUUGGACGAGCUGGAUUAAUGUGCCUUACAAAGUGCAUUUCUUCAGCAGCUUAUGGUAUUGGACAAUGCGGUGAUAUAUCACCAGUCAUUUUGCAAGAUAAAUAUGCACAGGAGGAGUCUUACAUGAGUGAUAAAGCAGACUUGCUCGACAGUUUCCGAUAUAUUAUUGAAAGCACUAAACAACAUUUCAAUCCAUCUUAUCGGCACCAAGUUUGUGAGAACAUUCUAGCUGCUGCUGCUUCUGUGAUGAUUCCUCUUGAUAUUCCAAUUGAAACACUUCUACUUUUCAUUUCAAGCUUGCCGCGAGAAAUUACUGAUAAUGGAG
Messenger RNA from Nicotiana tabacum (common tobacco), 2360 nucleotides. NCBI's taxonomy places the organism in Eukaryota, Viridiplantae, Streptophyta, Magnoliopsida, Solanales, Solanaceae. The record is from RefSeq and is a predicted model, not a curated record.